GUAGAGGGGGUGGGGAAGUGUCUGAUCAUAACAACGGAUCUACAAACGCUCUGCCCCCGCCCCGCUCUGCUAAUGCAGAUAUCAGUCUGCUUCCAGAUCUGCGGAGCGACCUCACGCCCUCCAAAAUAUUUUACAACACGCUCGACCCUUCUCCGCUUGUCCUUUACAUGGAUUCGGGGUUUGAAACUUCCCCAAGCAGCGUGGCGUCCACAUGGACCGUGUCGUCUCCUAACUGCAGGCUCAGGCUCUUCCCGUCGGGGUUUUCGCAUGGCCGGAGCCUGCUGCAAGUGUCCGGUCUCUCUGUCUGUGUUAAAGCGCUCCUUCUCGGUGGCGCCGCGGGGCUGCGGCACCGCUGCUUCUCGGUCGCUCCUGCAGGGCUGGAGGAGGCGCGGGGAGAGGGGCCUGCAGGAGGCCGCCAGACCCUGUAGCGCCAUCAGAGCUGCAGGCUUCUAUCGACAAACAGCCUUUCUUUGUCUCUCCUGCCAGGAGUCCAUGAGCGACAGCCUGCGGAGCUGCUACGUGUAUCUGAACCAGACCAGCCGGAGCUUUGCGGCCGUGAUUCAGGCGCUGGACGGAGAGCUGAGACAUGCAGUUUGCAUCUUCUACCUGGUGCUUCGUGCACUGGACACAGUUGAGGACGACAUGACCAUCCCUCUGGAGAAGAAGGUGCCCAUGCUUAACAAUUUCCACACGUACCUGUACCAGGAGGAGUGGUGCUUCACCGAGAGUCAUGAGAAGGAUCGUCAAGUUUUGGAGGAUUUCCCUACGAUAUCACUGGAAUUUAGAAACCUUGCUGAGGAAUACAGAGAGGUCAUCUCGGAUAUCUGCCACCGGAUGGGAGUUGGGAUGGCUGAAUUUUUGGAGAAGAAGGUGGGAUCCAUGAAGGAAUGGGACCAGUACUGCCACUACGUUGCCGGUCUCGUUGGCAUCGGUCUGUCACGGCUCUUCUCCGCCUCCCAGCUGGAGGAUCCAGAAGUGGGACGGGACACGGAGCUGGCAAACUCAAUGGGCCUGUUCCUCCAGAAAACCAACAUCAUCCGAGACUAUCUGGAAGAUACGCAGGAGGGACGGGCCUUCUGGCCAAGAGAGGCAUGGAGCCAGUUUGCAAGUCGUCUCGAAGAUCUGGCGCAGCCCGAGAAGCUAGAGUCGGCUCUGUCCUGCCUCAACCUGCUCGUCACCGAUGCUCUGCGUCACGUCCCCGACGUCAUCGCCUACCUGUCCCGGCUGCGCAACCAAAGCGUCUUCAAUUUCUGUGCCAUUCCACAAGUGAUGGCAAUAGCUACCCUUUCGACGUGCUACAACAACCCGAUGGUGUUUCAGGGUGUGGUGAAGAUCCGAAAGGGACAGGCUGUCACCCUCAUGAUGGAAGCCACCAACAUGAGAGCUGUGCAGACCAUCAUCGCCCAGUACAGCCAGGAGAUUUUAAAAAAGGUCUCCCUCACCGAUCCGUCACGGGACAAGACACUGCACAUCCUGGCUUUAAUCCAAGAGAAAUCCAACCUUCCGCAACCCAGCCUGAGCUCCAGGAGCCACCACCUGUCUCCUAUGUACCUGUCUGCUGCCAUGCUGCUAGCUGCUCUAAGCUGGCAGUAUCUCAGUACUACAGCUGCCCAGGCGCAGGGCACGGGAGACAUGCAGUGACACUCUCCCUGAAGCUCACAGACUGGAAAAACAAACCUCCCCCCCUCUCCCUCUGGACUUUUUGUCUUGCUUUUCCUUGCAAAACAUGAGGAAUGUCUUUCUACAUUGGAGUCUCACAUUGGCUGUGAAAGUACCACAGACUUGUUGAACUUUUGUGGGGUUCUUGUAGCAGCCUGAUUUCAAAGGUUUCUGUGAUAUUGAAAUGUUCUUGUCUAUCUGGUGUUUUCUGCAAAGGACGAAUUUUAGGGAACAGUCACCAACCUUUAUGAAGCUUAUGUUGGAUUGUGUCUGAAACUUUGGUUUUCUGUGUUCAUGUUAAAUCCUCACUGUGAGAAACACUUGAAAGUACGUCAACAUUUGCACUGUUUGAUCACAUGGACAGAUUCCAAUGACAGAUUCAACACAUUUCAUAUUUCAAUUUUACCUUUUCUUCAAAAAUAUGUGGGAAAGGUGUCCACUAAUUUUGUCAGAUAUGAACUGAAUAAAUGGAAUAAAAUAAGAUAUUUUGAACAUAAGGAAUUUGUUAGCAAAGUGUCCUUAACAGCUUUGGUGAGUAGAAAGGCUAGCGCAGAAUAACCUUGUACAGAGCCAAAGGAGAGCUACAAUCAUUGCUAUGUAAUGUGACAUUUUCAUUUGUACAUAUUUGAAGAAAUAAAGAAGCUAAAGGAUGCGAUCUUAA
This is a messenger RNA of Girardinichthys multiradiatus, 2320 nucleotides long. RefSeq names its product farnesyl-diphosphate farnesyltransferase 1 (gene fdft1). The transcript has 7 exons. Bases 73 to 1641 code for a protein of 522 amino acids. Gene Ontology annotation, biological process: farnesyl diphosphate metabolic process; cholesterol biosynthetic process. The record is from RefSeq and is a predicted model, not a curated record. NCBI's taxonomy places the organism in Eukaryota, Metazoa, Chordata, Actinopteri, Cyprinodontiformes, Goodeidae. Gene Ontology annotation, cellular component: endoplasmic reticulum membrane. Gene Ontology annotation, molecular function: squalene synthase [NAD(P)H] activity.